Molecule: messenger RNA, 2225 nt
Organism: Pseudo-nitzschia multistriata
Lineage: Eukaryota; Bacillariophyta; Bacillariophyceae; Bacillariales; Bacillariaceae
Source: the annotation of a GenBank genome assembly
AGAGUGUUUGACAGGAAGAGAGAGUGGGAGAGAGAGAGAGAGAGAGAGAGAGAGAGAGAGAGUGUGUGUGUGUGUCUGUGUGUAAAAGCGAAACGGAGAAAGAUAUUGGCAACAACCUAUCAUGAAAGCAUGCCAUUUUGGUGAUAUCCGCAACAACAGCUUUGUCCUGAUGCUAUUUGUCGCUUUCGCUCGACAUGGCCUUCAAGGCGUUCGAUCAUUUUCUUUUCUUGCCCAUCGCCAGCAGAGUGGAAUCGUGCAACGAAUGCGGAAUUCCGGGAGAUCCCUUUCUUUUCCGAACGUCUCUUCUUUGAGAAAGACCCAAAGUUUUCAGCCGGUCUCUGCAUCUGCAGGGCAUGGUUCCACGACCCGACUCUACUACACCCCCACCGCGUGGCCCGAAAAUCUAUACCGCGAAUGGACGCUGGAGCAAGACGAGCUGCUGUGGUCCUAUAUGCAACGAGCAACGAAAAAGGAACCGAUAGAAGCGAGCGAGCUGGCGGUCGUUCUCGGAAGGGGAGUCCGUGGGGUCGAGCGCCGCAUCGAAAAACUGCGGGACGUCGAUUCUCCUGCCUACCAGCGUCUCUUUGUGAAAAAGUCGACCUCCACCGCGGAAAACCAAAAUGCCGGUGCGAAAACCGCCGAAAACUCCUCCCCCAAACGAACCCAAAAGCUGGUCCCGUCCUCCGAGGUCCUGAGGCGGAUCGAAUGGGAUUAUCAACUCGACGCCAACGACUUCUUCGUGUUGCACUACGAUCGUGUCGACAACACGGUGGUGACGUCCCCCCUCACGGCCCCAAACGAGGGCAUCAAUUCGGCGGAGACGUCUCUCGUCAAGGCGCUUCCGGAACACCGCAUCGUCGCCAUCGCCUACAAAGAUCGGGUGGUCUGGGAUCGUCGCUAUAACCGAAAGCACGACGUCUUUUUCGGACCCCCCGGUAUUGUUCAAAUCGUAGAAAGUUACGGGGAAUGGAAGGAAUUCCGGGACAAGCAACUGGAAGAGCAGGCUGCCCUCCGACGAGCCUGGAAGACACGCUGGGUGGAUCUUCUGGGAUCCGAGCUCCAAAGGAACGAGCUGCUGCGCCGGACCGAGGACAUUCUUGGCGGAACGAAUGCCGUCACAGGAAGCAAUGCCGACGUUUGGAAGAACCACGGGUUUUUUUCUUUUGAGAACAAAGACAGCGAGUCCGAGACGAUAACCUUGUCAAAGGAGCAGCAGCAACGAGUGGAUUCCUAUGUGCACGGCGUCUAUGAAUUGUUUCGACAACGGGCAGAGGAAGAAACAGGCAGAGAUGAGGAGAACUCCAACGUGGGCACCACCGAUGGGAAAAGCACUGGGGUCGGGAUGAUGGUUUCUCUCUUUGACGAAUUGUCGGAGUGGAUUGCCUCCUCGUGUUGGUCUUCUCUCGGGGAGGAUUCCGGUGAUACCGGGCCGAGGAAUGAGGCAAGUCUUUUCCGCGAGAUGGUCCUGAGGAAAACCGCCGCAACCAUGGACAAGCUGGAGGGAAAGGCGACCAAAACAUCCGUUCGCAACAACAGCAGCAGCAGCAACCGAUUGUCCGCAAAGGAAAAGGCAAAAAAGCAGGAUCGGCGCAACCAGAACCCGAGGCUCCUGCUCCGGGAGGAGGACCUCGAGGAAAGCUUUGUGCGGGGGUCCGGCGCCGGUGGCCAAAAGAUCAACAAGACGAGCAACCGCGUGUUGCUGGUCCACCUCCCGACGGGGAUCAGGGUCGAGUGCCAGGAGACGAGGUCCCUGUCCCAGAACCGGAAGAUCGGCCGGAAGCGGCUCCUCGAGAAGCUCGAUGUGCAGUUCUUUCCAAGGCGGAGCGGAAGCAGCAGAAGCUGCGGCAAAAAAAGCGAAAAUCGAGGUCCAGGAACAAGUCACGGCUCGCCGCUAAACAGGAACGAAAGAAGCAGGCCCGGAAGCAAGAGCUGGAGGACGGCGGCGACGACCUGGAUUGGUAGCGGCAUCGACGCAAACCACCCGGAGCACUCGAUGGAGCACUCGAUGGAGCAUUCGAUGCCGCACCGCGUGCACGGUAGUGGGAAGCUUUCCGAGAAAGGAGACCCGAAGCUAUGCCAUCCAGAGGAGGCCCCAUGCGUGGAGUCAGAAAGAAUCGAAUCGAAUCGAAUCGAUCUCGUUUUGCCCCAUUCUAUUGUAUUCUAUUCUGUUCUAUUAGAUCAAGUUAAGUUAAGUUAAGUGAUUUGAAGUGACACGAAACGAAACG